Molecule: messenger RNA, 2217 nt
Organism: Stomoxys calcitrans (stable fly)
Lineage: Eukaryota; Metazoa; Arthropoda; Insecta; Diptera; Muscidae
Product: plasma membrane ascorbate-dependent reductase CYBRD1
Exons: 4
Coding region: 614-1342 (242 amino acids)
Molecular function (GO): oxidoreductase activity
Source: RefSeq, a predicted model, not a curated record
CAAACAGUACCGCCGCAACAACCGAACGAUUUAAAUGUGUCUAUAAAAAAGAUUCACCUCAAAUAAAAAGAAACUUGCUUAUAUACAUACACACAUACAUAUGUAUAUUUUCCUAUCUUACUCAUAUUCGCGAGUGUUAACAUUAAAUUAGUGGCUCCCCAAACAAUAAAAAAACAAAAUAUCUCAAAGUAUGAAAUGCCAAAGCAUUAAGAAUAAGAACAAUUAUUAAUUUGACAAAAUACACUCUCGCGUUUUAUUCUCACUGCUGUUAUUGCUUGUGAGCGGGCAGCAGUCUCGACGUGUCUCAGGGGCAACUGUUUUUUGGGGGAGAAUUUGUGUUUGUUUGAUUUGGCAUUUCGGCGGUAGUUGCUGCUCUACUCAAAACAAAACAAUCGAAAUACACGCUCCACACAAGCACAAACGAUUAACAAAGGCAAAGACUUUACAGCUGACGUUGCCGUUUCUUUCUGUUUUCCUCAGACGUUGGUUGACCGGAGUGGUGUUUAUAAAUAAAAAAUAAAACAAUUUACACAACUGCUGAACACAGAGAAAUUUGCAAACAGAUUUUUGGCAAAAUAAAUUUUAUUUGCAAGCAGCCAUAUUCCCAGGUAAAAUGGACACAGAUCCUGCAAUGGCCAAUUUCAAGGUAUUGUAUGUGCUAACACAACUCUGCGGUCUUACCAUGAUUGUGCUGAUGGGCAGCUGGAUUGGUGUGCAUAUGGGUGGACUCGGUGGUACUGGCAAUCCUUCACUGGAGUUUAACUGGCAUCCAUUGCUGAUGACUAUUGGCUUGAUCUUUUUGUAUGGCAACGCAAUCUUGGUAUAUCGAGGCUUGCGCACGCUGCGCAAGAAAACUUUGAAGUUAACUCAUGCUGCCUUGCAUAUGGGCGCCUUCAUACUCACAGUCAUUGCAUUGAAAACCGUAUUCGAUUCCCAUAAUCUGGCCAAAGAUCCCAUACCGAAUAUGUAUUCGCUGCACUCAUGGUUGGGUUUGUCGGCUGUCUUGAUCUUCAGUUUGCAAUAUGUGAUUGGAUUUACGGCCUAUUUGGUGCCUGGUGCAAAGGAAUCUUUCAGGGCUGCUUUGAUGCCCUUGCAUGUGUACUUUGGUCUAUUUGGCUUUGUUUUGGCGGUGGCAUCAGCUUGCAUGGGCAUUACCGAGAAGGCCAUAUUUUCUUUGGGCAGCGCCUAUUCCACAUUACCAAGUUCCGCUGUUAUGGUCAAUCUUUGUGGUGUGCUGUUUGUGGUCUUUGGCGGUUUGGUUGUAUUUUUGGCCACCAAUCCUGCCUAUAAGCGAAAACCUUUGCCCGAGGAUACAGUUCUCUUAACUGGUGCUUCAGAAUAAAGUCUUUAUUACUAUUAAGUUUAUAGAAAUAUAUAUAUAUAUUUUUUUAAUUUGUCUUAAGUUUUCUGACGAAACACUGUCACAAUAUGUAAGCUCAAGUUUUUUUUUUUAUGUUUACAGUGUGAUGUUUUAAACGUCGCUUUUUUCUUUUUUUAACAACCCCAAAAAAUUCAGUCUAUCCGUCUAAGAAAAGUUUUGAUUAUAAGAAAGCAGCUCAUAUUUAUGUUUGCAUACAUACUCCAACAGAAUGUCUAUCUGAAGAGAAGCCUCGAAGUUUCCCACUAUUCCAAAAUAUUCAAACUAUGCUCAAGAGUCAAUAAAAAUCUAAUAUAAACUGUUUUCUUAUAAACAAUACAACAAAAAAAAAAGUAAACUGGUGCACAAAUAACUGUGGUGCUACACUCUAGCAAAACUAAAGAUUUUUAAACAUUAUUUUGUUUUAUGUUUUUGUUUUUUGUUUAAUAUUUCUUGUCUUAGUUUGAAUUGAAUGAAAUCAAAAAAAAGUAUUUUACAACUACCUUACGCAAAUCAAAAAUGAAUGUAAAAAUAUUAUAUAUACAAUGUCAUUGAUAAUAUACAUACAUACAUGCAUAUUAAAUACAGAAGUACAUAUAUUUCGCAUUACAUUCACAUGCACACAUAUAUAUAUAUAUACAAAUACUAAUUAUUAUUAUUGUUAUCCAGUAUAAAUAUUUUAUAAAACAGAGAGUGUAAAACAAUAUCCCUUCCCCCCAUUAUAAACUAUUUACUAAAGUCUUGAUAUACAACUUAAUCACAUAAACGAAAUCUAUCUAUCUAGAAAUGUCUCUUUAUGCUAAUCUAAAAAAAAAAAGGAAUAUUAAAUAAAUGUUAUUAAAUUAUACACAUAAAAACAA